CCCACUGGACACACUGCCCUCCCGGAGCCGGACUCUGAACCCGACAGGAUGCGCCGGUCUGGCCUCUGUGGCCACCGCCCCCUCCUCCUCCUGCUGCUGCUCUCAACUGCCACCUCUGCUAGCAGCCCCAGCCCCACCCCCAGCUCUAGCCAGGCCGUAGAGGACAAGGUGGUCCCGGGCCACCAGGCCGGUGUUGCUGCCUGUCUCUGCUGCCUAGGCCAGACACCUAGGAGGAACCGCUGUCCCAGAGCUUUUUGCAGGCUCCGAAACUGCCCACGUGACAGGUGCACAGACCUCCAGGGGUGCCUGACCCCAACACCUCCAGUGUCCAGCCCCAGCCCGGUGGAGAAGAGACAGGUGUCCCUCAACUGGCAGCCACUGACUUUGCAGGAGGCCCGAGCUCUGCUGAGGCAAAGGCGUCCCCGAGGGCCGUGGGCCCGGGCAUUGCUGAAAAGGAGGCCCCCACAUCGCGCCCCUGCCGGCCAGGCCCGGGGUAAGAACAUCCGCCCUUCCUCCGUGUAG
Messenger RNA from Alexandromys fortis (reed vole), 522 nucleotides. RefSeq names its product latent-transforming growth factor beta-binding protein 4-like. Lineage: Eukaryota; Metazoa; Chordata; Mammalia; Rodentia; Cricetidae. The record is from RefSeq and is a predicted model, not a curated record. The coding region runs from base 49 to 522 and encodes 157 amino acids. The transcript has 4 exons.